Molecule: messenger RNA, 4491 nt
Organism: Phyllotreta striolata
Lineage: Eukaryota; Metazoa; Arthropoda; Insecta; Coleoptera; Chrysomelidae
Source: the annotation of a GenBank genome assembly
GUAAAUACAAAGUAGAUGGCCGUGUCAGCGUGGUGUUUGUAAUGUGCUCUGUGAUUAACUGGGAAAAAAAUAUGGGAAACAGUGAUGUACAGUUGGUCGGCGGCCCUUGCGGUCAACACGGACCUUACACCUUCUACAAGGCCUUUAAAUACAACAAAAACGGAAUUUGGAGAAUAGUAACGUUAAGUGAGUUUUUCUUUGUUAAAAUGUGGAGAGACAGUGAUUUGUUGUGCAUCGGUGAAUUGCAAUUGCUUUGGAUCGACAAAAAUAGUGAACAAGUGUUAGCCAGUCUUAGAUUGUAUUUUUUGCCGGAAAAUACGCCGGAGGGGCGUUUGGACCACGGAGAGGACGAAGUUCUGGCGAUAUCUGAAAAAGUGGUGAUAAGAGUGGAAGAUUUGAUAACGUGGAUAACGGUGGAGGCGGAAUGGACAUGGGGGCGAUUGGCGAAGUCUCAACAAGACGUUAAACCAGUCGAAAACGAAUCCAGCGAGGACAAUAUGCCGCCCAGGAAACCAGCCGGCAUUAGUUUCACCAUCCACGAUAACGGUUUGGAUUACGCUGAUGUCGAAAACGAGAAAAAUAGUCUAGAAAAUUCCACGACCUCCGAUGAUCCCCACGUAGUGAUUUUAAGCUUCCCGAAGUACUGCCGAUUCAGGGCGAUGAUGAAGCGCCUCGACGGCGUCGAAGACGUCUACCUGAAAUACAAAAUCGUAAACGCCCUGGGCGGCUUCUACGUCGCCCAUCCCAACACCAGGGUGCUCUUCUGCCGCGACACCUUCGACUAUCCCGAGCUGGAGGGGCACGAGCUGCUCUGCAACCACCUGGCGCCCAAGCUGAAGGGCCGACCGAGGGGCAAGCGGAAAAAACGCAGCCUGUCGCCGGGAUCCGAGAGCAAUGAGUCUGAAUCUUCCGUUAGUACCUCAAUUAAGGCGGAAUGUAGGAAUAGUAUUGAAUUGAAUUCGACGGGUCUUCCUCGACGCAGUACGAGAUGCCAUGAAAAUAACGAAAAUAAAGAGUUCAUAAAGAAACUGGGCGCUUUCAUGAAAUCGAACCUCACGCCGAUCGGAAGGAUUCCAUCGUUAGGAUACAAAGAACUGAAUCUUUACGAAUUUUUUACGAGAGUACAAAAACUGGGCGGAUACGAGGCCGUCAGUACUAAUCGGUUGUGGAAAUCGAUUUUCGACGAAAUGAGCGGUCAUCAAAAUAGUACCAGCGCUGCCACGGUUAUUAGAAGACACUACGAAAGAUUUUUAUUGCCGUAUGAGCGCCACGUACGAGGUGAAGAAUACAAACCACUGCCGGCGUCAGAGAGAAGAAGAUUGAAAUACAAACGCGGCAGCUCGAGCGUUAGUGAUCCCGAAUCAAGUAAUGACAGUACAACUGUUCCCUCAACCUCUAGGAAGACCUCCGUUCCCGGUCUUCUAACUGAGAAUAAAGACAACGUUAAACCCGAAGGCAAACCGUCAUCAUUGCGAAGCGUUCGAGUGAAAACAGAUAGACAAAAAGACAAGCAGCUUCAAAGCGAAAAAGAGAGCACCUCAAACAAUAACAACAACAAUGAAAAUUGGCAUUCGCCGGUUAAAGCGGAAGAUGCCGGCGAUUUCAAGUCCACCGUAGAAAAGCUAGUAAUCAAAACCGAAAGUAUGACCGUUAAAACGGAACUAUCUACGUUAAUAUCGCCUACUCAUCCCGUCAAAAUAGAAUACGAAUCGGUGAAUAACGAAAACGACGAUAAGAAAAACACGGAAAUCAAAUACGAAAGUAAAAACAUACCCGUUACGAUUUCCCUUAAAAUAGAGACGAAUUUAAAAACGGAAAGCUCAACUGUAAAAGAGGAAGCUGAAGGCGUUGUAAAAGUCGAAAACGCGCCGGUGCCUGUAAAAAACGAACAAGACAGCAAAGAAAUGAAAGUCGAAGUGGUUCCCGUUAAAUCCGAACCCGUCACUUCCGCCGCUACCCCGGUAGCCGUUAAAGUUCCCAUGAGCGAGGUCAUGUCGCCGGUGGAAGGAAAAGAAAACAUCCCCCUAAUCAAACCCGCCGAAGUGGUCGAGCCGCCGUACCGACCGAAACCCAUAGAAACCAUAAACGUCGAAGUCGAAUCGUACAGAAACAACUUCAUGCACGAAAUGAAGAAGAGAAAACUGGACAUUCUGAAGGAGGGCGGUCUCGAAGUCACCCCCGUCCGAUCGGCUCCGAGCCGAGACGGCCGCCCGUCGGUCAUCCAACCGGUGCACCCCGCUCAAUCGGCGCCCCAAUCGAUGCCGCCGCCAGCGAGCGCGGCGCCCAUGAAACGGACGCACGUCGCGACGCCCCAAGCCCCGACGACGCCGACGAAGAAAUCCCCGACGUCCUUCCAGUUCGUCAACGGCGCCACGCCGCCCAAAGUCGUCCAGUCGCGAUCCAUCUACUCCUAUUCGGAGAAAACCGUCUACGGCAACCCCAAGGACAUCCUAUCGCCUAUGGUGCACGCGCCCAAAUUCGCGGACGCGCCGCCCAGGCAACCUACCGGCGGCGAUCCGGUCGAUCUAUCGGUCAACAGCCCCCAGAAACCCGUCAUCGAGAUCAUGCGAAUGCCCCAAUCGUCGUCGACGAACCGCGACAGCGUCACGAAGAACCUCUACAAAACUACCCCGGUCAUGGACAACCGUCGAUUGGGUCCCAACUUGGAGAUAACGCUCGUCGGUCCCAACAAAACCUACCCGAACGCGCACAAGAUGUACCACCAGCCGUCGUCGUCGUCGUCUCACAGCCACGCUCCCGCGCAGAAGCGAUACCCCGCCGAUUACUACGUGCCCCCGAAGCCGACGAGAGCGGACGAAAACGGCAGGUACAAACCCAACGGGUCGCAGCCGCAGCACAGGCAGAUGCACCCCGACGCGCCCAAACCGGCCAGCAGUAGAAACUACCAGCAGCCCAACGCGAAGCACCCACCGGCUCCCGCUUACCCGCCCUAUUUGACGCAGCUCUACGAGCAGGCCGCCAAGGGCGUGCCCUACUUCCCCAUGAUAGAUCCCGCCAUGUAUUACACCGCCGCCAUGCAGAAUUUGUAUUCGAAUAACAAUUUGAAUAGCGCGCCCGUUCUGCCGGUACCCACUGCGGAGCAAUUGAAAUUGUACGCCGAAUUGAUGGCGCACGGCAGGCUCUCCUAUCCGUAUCACUCGAUGCAAGAUAACAAUAAAAUAAAGAAACCUUAAAGGUAGAGAGGAUCCGCUUCGUUUUCGAAUUCAAAAUACGUACGUAGUUUGUGCUGUUACUUUCGUUCGGAGAUAUUUCACGGCAGUUGCAGGAUUAUGUUUUGUGGGAGUGCAGUUAAAUUAUAUGAAAUAUGUAAAGUAGAAUUCAUCGGUUUGUGGGAAUGAAAGAAAGCUAUAAAAACAACAAAGAAUAUCGGCAGUAGAACAAAUACUGAUGCAUCGCUGGACAUAUUUGAGUAUUAAGAAAAUGCCAUUUCAAUAUUUUGGCUAUUAGAGUGUUCUCACACGGUGCAAUAUAUUGCAGCAAUUUAUUGCAUUGCACUUAAAAUACAUGUGUUCAAAUGCGUAGUUUUCACACGUAUGCGAUACGAUAAUUUUUAUUAACUCUUGUAUAUUUCAAUAUAUUGAACCGUGUGAAAACGCUCUAAUUGCCAAAAUAUUAUUUUAUUAGUGAAUGAAGUUUUCGAAAUUAAAGUACUCAAAUAUGUCCAGAUAGGUUCGCCUGUAUUUGUCCUAUUCCCUAAAUUUUUUGUUGUUUUUAUAGCUCUUUUUUCAUUCUCGUAAAGCGAUGAAUAAUUAUUCUACUAAAGCUGUGAAAUCUGCAGACCUAAAAUGCGCAAAUGUUUUUUUUUUUAUUGAAGGUGAAAUUUGGAAGUAGGGAUAAGAGGGAUUCUUCUCUCAAAAUAACCUACUGUACGAUGCUAAAGUUACAAAAAAACCUAAAAUAGCCCAGUUGUAAAAGGUUGUUAAAAAUUCUAUUUUUACUAUAUCCUCUUUUGUAAUAUUAUAAAUAUAAAACAACAUGCCAAUUUGGGACACAAAACAUAUCCAAAAACCGAAAAAAAUCUAACCAUUUCUUUUCAAAUUUAUGUCCACUGGGCUCUAAGACGAAAUUAUGGAUAUAUGAUUGAUAAAUUACUAUUGACAAUGUUAUAUUUCGAACAAUAAAUUCCCGAAUUUUAAGAGAAUUUAAAUUAAUUUCGUUAGAUAACAUUUUUAGACUAUUUAGGUCUCUAGCCUAAGCUCUUGGAAAUCGUCGUUUUUAUCUUGCUUGUUAUUGAUUUUUUUUUUAAUUCUCGCCUAGGUUAACUGAAAAUGUCUUUAAGCUCUAAGUAAUUUCUGUUUCUCUUGUAACAAAGAUAAGUGUUAUUUUUAGAAAUGUAUAUAAGCUACAUUUACAUUAGUGUCUGUGAUUUUAUUAUAUAUAAAAUAUUAUAUAAAUUUAGAUAUACCAAAUGAAUUUUUUGUACAUACACAUUAUUCCCUGUUUUAGAUUUAGUCAAUUAUUUCAGUUUUU